AUAUGAGGUUUUUCAGCAAAUCAAAGCCAUAUUUGGCUGUGUUUUGUAUGCAGUUUAGCUACUCAAUUAUGUCUAUAAUUGCAAAGCGUGCUAUGGCCGACGGGUUGAGUCCGUUUGUUCUUGUAGCACUCAGGAUGCUCGUUGCUGCAAUUCUUAUUUCUCCAUUUGCCUUUGUCUUAGAAAGGAACACUAGGUCGAAGAUGACAUUCUCCAUUUUUUUUAAGAUUAUGUUGCUUAGUUUAUUCGAGCCUGUGCUUAGCCAGAAUUUGUAUUAUUAUGGGAUGAAGUAUACUACUGCAACUUAUACAGCUGCCAUGUGCAAUAUUCUUCCUGCCAUGACAUUUAUAAUGGCUUGGAUUUUCAGGCUUGAGAUUGUGAACAUUAGGAAGGUCCAUAGCCAGGCAAAGAUAUUGGGAACCAUAGUGACAGUUGGGGGAGCCAUGAUUAUGACGUUUGUGAAAGGAAGUGAUCUCCUGGAGUUGCCAUGGACGAAUGGAAGAACUGGUGUUCUUAAGAAAUCACAAAGUGACAUGCAGGAAGCAGGUCUAAUAAAGGGUGCAAUAAUGAUCAUAGUAGGCUGUUUUUGCUGGUCUUGUUUCAUCAUUUUACAAGCAUUUAUAUUAAAAUCCUACCCUUCAGAGCUCACUCUGACGGCUUUGGUAUGCAUACUAAGCUCGGUGGAAGGCGUUAUACUGGCGUUUGCAAUUGAUCAAGGAAACACAAAAAUCUGGUCAAUAUUCAACCCAGAUGUUAAACUUCUAGCUGUAAUUUAUGGCGGAAUGGUGUCCUGCACAGCUUAUUUCAUAAUGGGAUGGUUAAUGAAGAAGAAGGGACCUGUUUUUGUGAGUUCGUUUAACCCUCUUGGCAUGGUUAUCGUUGCUGUUUUGAGCGCAUUUGUUUUAUCUGAGAGACUCUUCCUUGGAAGGGUAAUUGGGGCAGCUGUGAUUGUUAUUGGACUGUACAUGAUCUUAUGGGGUAGCAGCAAAGAUCAGUGUCAUUCAAAACUACAAAACACUCAACAUGACGUGGCACAAAAUAGUCAACAAAUGACUAUAAUAAAUGGAGAUAUAGAGACUUCAAAGGAUAGUUUAAAUGAUAAAAAAGAGAACUUCAAUAAGAAGAGAUUAAGCGUUCAAAUUUUUUUUGACAAUAUUUUAAGAUUAAACUCUUAACUUAUCUGAUGUAUGUAAACAAAGCCCUAAAUAAUAUAUAUGUACGAAAUUUAAAUACAAAUCAGUAUUUAUUUUUUGUCAAAGAAGUAUGUAUGUAUUGUUGUUCUUCAUUUAUCAUUAUCUUCAACCAAUUAUGAAGUUAGGGAUUGAAGUCUGUUGCUCAAA
This is a messenger RNA of Mangifera indica (mango), 1337 nucleotides long. RefSeq names its product WAT1-related protein At5g13670-like. The record is from RefSeq and is a predicted model, not a curated record. Lineage: Eukaryota; Viridiplantae; Streptophyta; Magnoliopsida; Sapindales; Anacardiaceae. Gene Ontology annotation, cellular component: plasma membrane. The transcript has 7 exons. The coding region runs from base 3 to 1172 and encodes 389 amino acids. Gene Ontology annotation, molecular function: transmembrane transporter activity.